Molecule: messenger RNA, 987 nt
Organism: Symbiodinium sp. CCMP2456
Lineage: Eukaryota; Dinophyceae; Suessiales; Symbiodiniaceae
Source: the annotation of a GenBank genome assembly
AUGCUGCCUAUGGAUGCUGACUUUGCCCCAUCCCUCAAGUUGGAUGGAUUGGAGAAACGAAGCUGGAUUGUAAAUCCUGCAGGGAUGGAGCGGCCGUUACCUGCUUGGGCAAUUGCAUAUGCAAUUUUUCCAGCCUUGGGAUUUACAGUCUUGGGGUACCUGGACGAGAACUUGACUAGCCUCAUCGUCAACAGGCCAUCCAACAAUCUGAAGAAACCUCCUGGCUACCACUUGGAUCCUAGGUUGUUCAGUGGUAUACUUGAUCUCUUCGUACGAGGCCUGUUUCUUAUGCCCACCUGUGGCAUUCUUGGCCUGCCCAUGUCAGUGGCUUCGACUGUUCCCAGCAUGACGCACCUGAUCUCCUUGACCACCUACGAAGAGAAACAAGUUGAGGAGGGGAUUCGCAAAGAGCCGGUGAAGGUGGUAGAGCAGCGUGCCACAAAUUUCAUCAUCCACUUGUUGCUGGGCUUCUCGCUGUUCAUGGCACCGGUGCUACGCCUUCUGCCCAAGUCGGUCCUGCACGGAGUGUUCUUCUACAUGGGGAUUAGUUCUCUGACCGGAAAUGCUUUGUUCAAUCGGAUGUGCCUAUGGAUGAUCUGGGACACGACGAAAUACCCGAACUACCAUUUUCUCGGAGACCACAUGUCCGUACGACGCGUGCACCUUUAUACUGCCAUUCAGGUGGCGUGCCUUGCCACGCUCUACACCCUGAAGACGACCUCGGAAGUCGCCGUGGUCUUCCCUCUUUUCAUUGCGACGUUGGCCGUCAUCCGCCAGGCUUUGCGCAGCAUCUUUUCGGAAGUGGAGCUCCAGCUGUUGGACGACGAGCCUGUCAGGGAAGAGGAGGAAGAGGAUCCCGCGGCUGACAAGCCGGACUUGUUGGAGCUUGGCAUGAGCCGAGAGGAGGAGGAAAACGCGCAGGCAGCUCAACUGGCUUUGGAAGAAGGGGCAGACGAUUUCUUGCCGAGAAGUCUGAGCUGCGAAUGA